Chelonoidis abingdonii (Abingdon island giant tortoise) is the source of this 966-nucleotide messenger RNA. RefSeq names its product coiled-coil domain containing 42 (gene CCDC42). Lineage: Eukaryota; Metazoa; Chordata; Testudines; Testudinidae. Gene Ontology annotation, biological process: spermatid development. The record is from RefSeq and is a predicted model, not a curated record.
AUGGCCACCAUGGAGGAGGAGGACCUGUCAGAGUAUUUCCGCAUGCAGUAUGGGCAGAAGCUCCUGAAGCUGCUGAUGAAAUUCCCAGCGCCGGAAGAACAAUCCCCAUCACCGUCCAUUCGGCUGCUGGAGAAGAAGAAAGAGGCCACGCUGGUGCACAGGGCUAUGGAGGCUCAGAAGGAGGCUUUCCGGACGAGGAUGGAGGCCCUGAAUAACCGAUGGGAGGAGCUCAGGGCCAAGGAGAUUCAGCUGAAGGCUUAUAUAAAGAAAUUUGAGCAGUUCAUACAGGAAAAUGACCAAAAGCGAAUUCGAGCCCUGAAGAAAGCCAACAAGGAGAAAGAGCUGAAGAAACAGAGGGUGAAGGAGCUGGCAAAGGCCAAGCUGGACAUGGCAGUCCUAAAACAGGAGCAUCAGCGGCUCUUCAACAAGCUGCAGCAGUACUCCAUCUUCAACAAGUACCUGGAGAAGGUGGUCGAGAUGUCGGAGUUUGAGGAGAUACGGGAAGUCAUUGGCCGGUACAAGACGCUGGUGGGCAUGCACCAAGAUCUCAUGCAGUCGGCACAGGAGGGUCUGGAGAUGAUUGAGCAGGCGAAGGUGCGCCUGUCGCACUACACCGAGGAGAAGGACGACGAGAUCCUGCAGCACAACAACGAGCUGGCGCGCCUGCAGAUGCGCUUCGACCACGCCCGCAGCGAUGUCAUUGUCUGGGAGUCUCGCUGGGCCCACAUCCAGAACACAGCUGCCAAGAAAACCCUCAUGCUGGGCACCAUCAAGAUGGCCACCCUGAACCUCUUCCAGAGUGUGAGCAAGCAACUGAAGGAGACCUUGAGCGUGCCUGUGGAGGACACCCACAAGCAGCUGGACAUGAUCCAGCAAUUCAUCCAGGACCUCUCCGACAUCUGGGCAGAGGUGAAAAAGAAGGACACCCAAAGCCGAUCAAUGAUAGUUGUGGUCAAGGACGUGUAA